Molecule: messenger RNA, 1458 nt
Organism: Gloeophyllum trabeum ATCC 11539
Lineage: Eukaryota; Fungi; Basidiomycota; Agaricomycetes; Gloeophyllales; Gloeophyllaceae
Product: WD40 repeat-like protein
Exons: 10
Coding region: 1-1458 (485 amino acids)
Biological process (GO): mRNA splicing, via spliceosome
Cellular component (GO): U4/U6 x U5 tri-snRNP complex
Molecular function (GO): U6 snRNA binding; protein binding; U4 snRNA binding
Source: RefSeq, a predicted model, not a curated record
AUGGCGGAACUGACGCUCGAUACGCUCGUCGACGACAACAACUAUCUAGGCUCUGAACGAGCACGACUCGAAAAUAAGGCAAUCCUCGAUGAGCUGGAACGCAAGAAGAAGGCCCGGAGUAUGGCCGUGCCUACCGAUGAUAAUCGAGUGAAGGCACGGCUGCGAGAGCUCGGAGAGCCCAUUACUCUCUUCGGUGAAAGAGCAGCAGAUCGUCGCGACCGUUUGAUAUACGUCCUGUCGGAGAUACAAGCUGCGAAGGGCGACGAUGCCAUGCAACUGGACGAGGAGUCUACGGAAGAGGAGGAGGAAGAAGAGCAAGAGGAGUUCUACACCCCAGGCUCACUCGAGCUCCGGGAGGCCCGAAGGCGAUUAGCAGAGUUUUCUCUCCCGAGAGCUCAAAAGCGAGUCGCCCAACAGCGCAUAGACAGUAAAUUGCCUCUCGGAAGGAUAAUUGAUAUGCGCAAGAAGAUCUUUGCCGAAGUGAAGGCAUUCGCCAAUUUAGGAUCACAAAUUGGCGAUGAACGGCCUAUAGCUCAAGUUCGCUUCGCGCCCAAUAGCCAGAUUCUAGCGACAGGUAGUUGGUCCGGGAACGUGAAGCUCUGGAACAUCCCCAAUUGCACGCCCAUUCGUACGCUACGAGGACAUACCGACCGAGUUGGCGGAGUUGCGUGGCACCCUGAAGCAACUCUCUCUCAAAGCGAAGAUGCCGUAAACUUGGUUAGUGGCGCAGGAGAUAUGAAUCUCCAUUUAUGGUCACUAAAAAGCGAUACGCCUCUGUCCACUCUGAAAGGUCACGCUGAUCGCGUCUGCAGAGUGGCCUUUCAUCCGUCGGGCGACUACGUAGCGUCCGCCUCGUUCGAUACGACUUGGCGUCUUUGGGACGUCGCAACAUCAAAAGAGCUGCUCUUACAGGAAGGGCACUCCAAGGAAGUCUACACAGUAGAAUUCCAAGACGACGGUGCGCUAGUAGCUUCUGGAGGGCUUGACGCAAUAGGCCGCGUGUGGGACCUGAGGACCGGAAGGACUGCCAUGGUCCUUGACGGCCACGUCCAAGCCAUCCUAUCAACAUCUUUCUCGCCCAAUGGAUACCAAAUAGCCACCGGCGCCGGAGACGAUACCAUCCGCAUAUGGGAUAUGCGGUCCCUGAAGGCGCUCUACACAAUCCCGGCACACGUCUCAAACGUCGCCGACGUGCGCUUCUACCGCAACACUGGUGUGCCCCUCCCCACGAAAGAGGAAGAGGAAUGGCACUACCGGUCGGGAUCUUACCUUGCCAGUGCAGGUUAUGACGGGUACGUCAAGCUAUGGAGCGCGGACGACUGGCAGCUGCUCCGCACCCUCUCGACGGAUUCCAGCAAAGUCAUGUCUGUUGACUUAUCGAGGGACUCGAAGUACCUUGUGUCUGGGACGUAUAACCGUAAUUUCCAGCUAUUUGCUCCAGAGGAUGUUCUAAGCUAG